Durusdinium trenchii is the source of this 834-nucleotide messenger RNA. The record is from the annotation of a GenBank genome assembly. Lineage: Eukaryota; Dinophyceae; Suessiales; Symbiodiniaceae.
AUGCGGCACUUUUUUGCAGUGCUGCCAGCUCAACUAGCCGCCUGUGGCGCCGGUGGCGCUUGUGGCCGCUGUUUCGCCCCUGUGCUUUGGAAGCAGCCCUUGACCGUCUUUCCCGCGCGCCGGGAGCGACGAGCUCUUGCGGUCCGUGAGCGACGAGCUCCUCGCCCUUCGGAGGCCGACCUGGACUCCUCGUUGUGCCACGGGGCGACGGCGUGGGCGACGGGUGACGCACUGGGCGACUGGGGAAGGGUCCGACUGCGUGGGUCAGAGCGGUCGGCUCGGGCUCGGUUCCAAAAAGAUCUCAAAGAAUCAAGACAUGUCAAGACAUGUCAAGACACUCACAGCAUUGGAUUUGUUGCUUUGAUCCAUUUGCAGAGAACUUCACAUGAGCUUUUGCUAGACUGGGCACGAAUGAUGUCGAAAGAUCAGACAAGUGCCUGGAUAGGAUGGGUUGUGCAGUGGAAAGCGGCACUUUGGGUUAGAGCUCAAAUCAAUACCAUGCCUCAUCACAGCCCUUCUGUGAUGUUCAGCCCGCUUGCCUGGGCCUCUCUUGAUUCAAGCAGGGAUCCACCCAAUGGAUGCCAGGGAGGGCACCGCCUCGUUUUUGCUCCUCGUCCUGGGCGCCUUGGGCACCGCCUCGGGGCGCGCGCUUCGACCGUUCAUCACGGGGUCUUGGCCGAAACUGACAUGGGAGUCUUCUGGCCACGAAGCACGGCAGGUGGAGUGCAGAUGGCCAUGAAGAUGUCCAUGUUUGGCAGAGCUUUCGGAGUGCAUUGCGGAAGAUGCACUCUCCCAGUGUGCGGAUGCGUGGCCAGAACGAGAAGGGAGUCAUGA